Molecule: messenger RNA, 1098 nt
Organism: Penicillium cataractarum
Lineage: Eukaryota; Fungi; Ascomycota; Eurotiomycetes; Eurotiales; Aspergillaceae
Exons: 1
Coding region: 1-1098 (365 amino acids)
Source: RefSeq, a predicted model, not a curated record
AUGGCAGCGACCGACGUUCUUCAGGUCAACGGCUCAUCCAAUGGCACCUCCACGUCGCCAGCGCCCAAGCGGCUUCUGCUCGUCAGUGUACCCCGCACUGCAUCCAAUCUGCUCUUGAAGAUCUUGAAUAUCUCCAAGCAGCCACAGCUGCUCACAAGCCCCCGAAACGGCUAUUUCUUCUACCCAGCCUUCUCCGCUGUCGCCCAGGAUGGCACUAUGGCCAAGGUGCCAGGCAAUUGGUCCACCGAGGAGAAACAGAAAUACAAGGCUAAUCUCCAGCGAUGUCUGAACGAACUGGAAGGUUAUUCCAGACGGGCGGAGAAUGAGAAUAAAGUCAUGUUCGCCAAGGAACAUGCAUUCUGGAUCUUCAACCCAGCUGCACAACACAAGGUGACAACUGGCGAAGAAUAUCCCGAAUUCUCCGAAGAAAUUCUAGUCGACAUCGCAGAUUCAUAUGGCCCAACACGGACCUACUCCAAGCUCAACGAGACUCUCCUGUCGGACGAGUACCUGCGCAGUUGGCAGAUGGCUUUCAUCAUCCGCCACCCAGCACUGGCCUGGCCUUCUAUGUACCGCUCUAUGAAGAAGAUCGCAGCAGAGGGAUUCAUGGAUGAAGACGGCGUGAAGGGCUCCUCGUUGACCAACAUGAGCUUCCGCUGGACGCGUCUUCUGUAUGACUGGUGCUUGGAGCAGCCCGAUGUGCCGACUCCGCCACCAGUCGUGGAUGCGCACGAUCUCAUUCACAGCCCUGAGGUCGUCCUUAAGCUCUGUGAUCAGACCGGGCUCGACAAGGAGUGCUUGCAAUUCGAGUGGAAAGGCAAUGAUCAUAAAAAGUCUCAGAACUGGGCUUCGGCUGAUGAAGUUCCUAAUGCCGCGGAGCUGGACAUGCAUCGACGAGCUGCAACUAUUAUGUUGUCCACCCUGGAAGCUUCCAAUGGCAUUGUCAAGGAGAAGGCACCGGAAAAUGUUGAUAUCGCUGCGGAAGCUGCGAAGUGGAAGGUCGAGUUUGGCGAGGAAAUGGCCGGACUUAUCGAGAAGGCUGUGUGGGACUCGAUGCCGGACUACGAGUACCUAAAGGCCCGACGUCUUACGGUCUGA